Molecule: messenger RNA, 1208 nt
Organism: Chrysoperla carnea
Lineage: Eukaryota; Metazoa; Arthropoda; Insecta; Neuroptera; Chrysopidae
Product: phospholipase A1-like
Exons: 4
Coding region: 32-1174 (380 amino acids)
Molecular function (GO): lipase activity
Source: RefSeq, a predicted model, not a curated record
CCAUCAUAUCAGUACCAAAAAGUUCAGCAAGAUGUGUAUUAUACGAAACAUUCUUCUUUUUUUCAUAGUAUUCGGUGAAUAUGGUGGAAUUUUUAUGAAGACUUUUACUAUUAAUUUAGAACUGUACAAUAAUAAUUUUUCGGGAAAAUACAAAAUGCAAAUUUCAAGCAGGAAUAACACUCUUAACAAAAAGAUUUUGAAAGAUGCUCCAAUUGACAUUCGUUGUCCUUUAGAAAUUUUACUUCACGGAUAUCAAGAAAAAAGUAUGGGGAUGGAUAUGCUUUGGGCGGGUACAGCGAUGGGGGACGGAUGGAUCACCAAAUGGACGGAAAAAAUUAAAGAUGGUCUACUUCAAAAGACAUGCAAUAACGUUCUAAUUGUUCAUUGGGAUAAAUAUGCAAAAGGAGACUUUCAAAAAAUAAUUAAAUCGAAUCUAAGAAAUAUAAAGACACAUUUUUCGAGGUAUCAUUCAUUUACUACAAACGAGUGUGGAGCGUUAACUAAUGAAUGGAGGAAUCAUCAGAUGCUUUAUCUACAGGAAUAUAAUAAAGUGAUAGAUAAUGCGCGCAAAAUUGCAAAAUUUCUUGGAAAAUUCCUCUCAUACUUACCCAAACUAAAACGUUUUAACAUUAAAGAUAUACGAAUUAGAGGUUUUUCAUUAGGAGCACAUUUAGCCGGAUUUAUUGGUAAAGAAAUAAAUAUGAAAACUGGUAAAAAAGUAGGACGUAUUACUGGGCUAGAUCCAACAGGGCCAUUAUUUUAUUCACUUUCAGCUGAUAAUCGUUUGGAUAAAGGUGAUGCAUUGUUUACCGAUGUAAUUCAUACUAAUGGAGCUUUAUUUGGAAUAUAUGAACCAAUUGGCCAUGCUAAUUUUUAUCCCAAUAAUGGAUGUGGUAUGAAAGAGAAAUCAAGAAUAAGCGAUUUCAAAAGGAUGGACAUCAUUGGAGAGCUUUUAACUUCUACUUAUAGCCAUUACAAGGCUACGCAGUACUUUUUUGAAUCUAUAGAUUCAGAUGAAUUUUUGUCUACACCAUGUGAUUCAUAUAAGAACUUUGAAGAAGGCAAAUGCAAUGGAAACCAAGUAUUUAUGGGCUAUAACGUAAAUACUACACUUGCUAGUGGAAAUUAUUAUCUCGAUAUAAAGGACGAUAAAGAACCUGAUUUCGGAUUAUAACCAUCCAAGCAAAAUCCAGCAUAUGACUUCUCCG